Molecule: messenger RNA, 3252 nt
Organism: Rotaria socialis
Lineage: Eukaryota; Metazoa; Rotifera; Eurotatoria; Philodinida; Philodinidae
Source: the annotation of a GenBank genome assembly
AUGAUGAAAACUAGUUUCUUAGUCGUAUUUAUUCUUUUACAUUUUUCAAAUAUAUUUUGUGAUCCUAUUGAGUUAUCAGAAAUAAUUAUUCCUGAACAUACACCAAUUGGUCAUCUAUUAUUAACAAUUCAUCCUUCAAUAGCCAAAGAAAAAUAUUCAUAUCGUUUUGUUAAUAAUAAUUAUCGUGAAAUUCAACAAUAUUUUUCUUUAAAUUCUUCGACCGGUCAAUUACAUAUUGCGAACGAUAUUGACCGUGAAAAAAUUUGUACUCAUCGACAUAAUAAAUGUAAAUUUCUAUUGAAAAUUUUCGAAUUAUUCAAUGAAAAACUUUACCAUAUACCAAUAUUAAUCGACGAUAUCAAUGAUCAUCGACCACUGUUUCCCUAUGAAUCAUCUAUAAUUCAAUUACAUAUAUCCGAAAAUUCUCCACCAUAUCAAUCAAAAUUAUUCAUUCAACAAGCGUACGAUAGAGAUCAAAUAGAUAAUCAAAAACAAUUAAAGUAUCAAUUAAAAACAAUCGAUGAAGCUUUUCCUUUUCGUCUUGAAACUAACAUUGAUAUAUCAAAUCGUUUAGCACUUGUACUUACUCAACCACUCGAUAGAGAAUUUAUCGAUACCUAUAAUUGUACCCUACAUGUUACCGAUACCGCUGAUCAUGAUGAACACUUAUACAUUACAAUUAUUAUCGACGAUGUCAACGAUCAAUCGCCAAUUUUUGAAAGUGAAAUCUAUUCAGUUGAACUAUCUGAAAAUAUUCCCAUUAAUACAACGAUACUUCGUGUUCAAGCUUAUGAUAAUGAUAUUGGUUUAAACGGAGAAAUAAUCUAUGAUUUUAUUGAUGCAUCAAAGCAAUAUGCUAAUACAUUUUCAUUAGAUAAACAAACAGGCCAUAUUCGUCUUCGUUCAUCAGUCGAUUAUGAACAACGAUCAUCCUAUAUAUUUUAUGUACAAGCACGUGAUUGUGGUAAUGAACCACGUUCAUCGCAAACAUUAGUUAAUAUAACUAUACUCGAUGUAAAUGAUUGUGCACCGAAAAUAAGUUUUCGAUUUCUACCCGAAAUUAUUUAUACGCCAUCAAAAUUUCUUGUUGAAAUAUCAGAAAACUAUCCUAUGGACAAGUUUUUUGCACAGAUUCUUGUUACCGAUGAUGAUAGUGAUUAUCGUGGACAAGCACGUUUAUGGUUUGAAACAAUCGAUGCAUAUAAAGAAAAAGAUCUAUCCUUUUAUUUAUAUCAACUAGAUAAUUCAACAUAUUUUUUUAAUCGAACGAAACCAUUCGAUUUCGAAAUACAACAAUCACAUCGAUUAGUAUUUCAUGCACAAGAUUUUGAUAGGAAAAAUCCUUUAGAAACAAAUCAAAUAUUAACAAUCAAUGUUCUCGAUGAAAAUGAUAAUCAUCCGAAAUUUUCCAAUGCAUUCUAUCAUUUAAAACUUAAUGAAAACAAUCUGGCCAAUACUUUCCUAACACAAAUCGAAGCAUUCGAUCCUGAUAGUGGUGAAAAUGGUCGUCUAACAUAUGAAAUCGAAACCAACGAUACAUCAUUACCAUUCUAUAUCGAUUCAAAUACUGGUAUGCUCUAUUGUUCGAAAUCUUUAGAUCGUGAAAAACGUGAUCAAUAUGAUUUUCAAAUAAUUGCACGUGAUCACGGUAGUCCAAUAAGUUUAUCGUCGAAAAUUUCCAUACUCAUCGAUGUCGAUGAUUUAAAUGAUCACCGGCCGAAAUUCGAAUAUGAAAAAUAUGAAUUUUCAAUUGAAGAAAAUUCUUAUCCAUCGAAAUUAAUUGGCAUUGUUCGUGCCUAUGAUUUAGAUUUGAAUACAAAAUUAAUUUAUUAUAUUGAAAAUGAUAAACAACAUCGAUAUCCAUUUUAUAUUAAUCAAAAUGGACAAUUAUCCUUGAGAAGUUUUAUCGAUCGUGAAAUUCAAGAUCUAUAUGUAUUAAAUAUUACCGUGUCAGAUAAUUAUUUUAAAACAACUGUUCCUGUUAUUAUUAAAGUUUUGGAUAUUAACGAUUGUAUGCCAACAUGGAAUAAACCUUCGGAAAAUAAUACUAUUCUAAUGAUAAAUAAAGAUCGAAUCACGUUAGGAACGAGUAUUGUGACAAUCGAAGCUAUUGAUCGAGAUGAUAAAACGAAUGGAAAUGGUUUUAUUAGUUAUUCGAUUGAGAAUAUUGAUCCGUCAAAUGAUGAAUUUUUAACAUUAACAAAUGCAGGUGAAUUAAUAUUAAAUUCAACACCUCCUAUAGGCCGUUAUCGUGUAUUGAUAAAAGCUGAAGACAAUGGAGAAUUAAUUCAAUAUUCAUCAUUAAUACAAUUCUAUUUAUUAAUCGGUGACAAUAAUACGAAUGGCAGUAUAUUUUUUGAUUUAAACAAUGAGCUACAUAUCUUUAAAUUGAAUUCUUUAUCAACAACAAAACGUGUCUUUUUAUUAUCGACAUUUUUUAUUUCAAUCGCAAUUAUACUUGCAUUUAUUGUCUGUAUGAUAUUAAUCGUUAUAUGUCGAUAUCGACGACAAAAGUAUUUAUAUUAUAUUAAAUGUAAAGCUGCACAAGCCGGGACAAACAAUUCAAGUCCAACAAUGACCAUUGUUGAAAAUCAUUUGACGACACUCGAUGAAAAAAAUUCUAGUUCAAAUUCAUCGAAAUUAAGCCUGGAAAAUCUUCAUCAAAAACGACUUAUCGAUCAUUCGUCAUCACCUUCAUAUACAGGUGCAAAUAUCUAUACACAAAAUCAUCAUCAUCAAAUCUCAUCGACAUUAAAACCAACUCAAGCAACGAGUGAUUAUUAUAGCAAUAGUAGCAAGCAUGAAGAAGAUGUUGAUGAAUGGACUGAUGACCAACAACAACAACAACAGCAAAAACCAAUAAUCGAUAAUAAUAAUGAAUGGUCAAUCGAGAAAAUUCUUUAUCCCGAUUGGUUAUAUAAAAAUUGUUCAACAGCAACAGCAGCAACAACUAUCACGCCAAGAAAGAAUUUCAAUACAUCAACAUUUAUGGAUUUUAAUUCUUAUCGAACACUUGAAACGAACGGAAGCACAACAAGUAAUAGUAGUAAUGGAAGACGAACAAUGUCUUCAUCGCUAACAUCUAAUGGUCAACCAUCACCGAAACAAGUUCGAUUUGGUUGUCAGCAACAAAUUGAUGAACAAACACGUUCUUCAUAUCCACAUUUAAGUAGUACAGCAAUUAAACAAUUGAGAACAGGUAUAAAAACUACAACUAUUUUACAAGAUGAUGCACACGAUACAUUUAUUUAG